AUGGGCCUAGGUGGGGUUCAGAACUUCGCCUCCGUGGCAGUCGUUCGCUUCCUGCUGGGUGUUUUCGAGGCUGGUCUCUUUCCAGGUCUUAUGACCUUCUGGUACCGUACCGAAGAGCGAUCAAUCAGAGUCGUACUGAUCCUCGCAUUGGCUACUCUCGCAGGCGCAUUCGGUGGUGCCAUCGCUUUUGGUGUCGGGCACAUGAACCAGGUGGGCGGUCUGAGUGCUUGGCGAUGGCUGUUCAUCCUCGAAGGCAUCCCGUCGGUCCUGUCCUCACUUUUGGUGUUGUUCUUUCUACCAGACUACCCAGAGACUGCGAAGUGGUUGUCGGAAUCCGAAAAGCAGCUCGCCGUCGAUCGUCUCCGUGUCGACGGCUCACAUGGCCAAAGCGUGCAUCUGACCUGGACUGAGGCCAAGGCAACGUUGUGCGACUAG
This is a messenger RNA of Recurvomyces mirabilis, 435 nucleotides long. RefSeq lists its product as uncharacterized. Gene Ontology annotation, biological process: transmembrane transport. The record is from RefSeq and is a predicted model, not a curated record. NCBI's taxonomy places the organism in Eukaryota, Fungi, Ascomycota, Dothideomycetes, Mycosphaerellales, Teratosphaeriaceae. The coding region runs from base 1 to 435 and encodes 144 amino acids. The transcript has 3 exons. Gene Ontology annotation, molecular function: transmembrane transporter activity. Gene Ontology annotation, cellular component: membrane.